CAACUUGCCCACGAACACAGACCGCUUGCUUCUUGCGCGAGGCGCGUGAGCGGCGAUGUCCAGUGUAUGCCCGCAAGCGAGCGGAAAGCCCGACAACUCGCCAUUGCGGUGGACAGCGCAGGGCCAGCUUUGAAGCUUCAUUCGCGGUGGAUUGCCGUACUUGUGCGGAAACGACGAAGAGAGCUCUGCAGGCCCUGCGCAACAGCUCUGUAUGGCUUCUCGAAGGACGUCUCUUUCUGGCAGUCAGGCACCACCAUCCGCUUCCGCGGGCCGUCCCCUCCCCGGCCCGCGGGUGGUGCUUCCGACAAAAGCCCGCAUAAUAGAGUCAUGCGACGCGCGUGCAGUCGGCCUGUCCUGUUAAAAUGCAGGCGUGGGGCCGUUUUCCCCCCGUGGGCGACUAUGGCUUCACUCGAGCGCGACCGCGAAGACCCUGCCGUUGGCGUGCUGCACACCCAUGCGCAACUGGAAAUCGACAACUAUGCGGAGGUCGUCAAGGGCGCCGCGGCGAAUGACGAGGCGGAGCAUAAGCAGACGCUGCGGGAGGCCUUCCGCAUCCACAAGAAGGCUGUCUUUUGGAGCGUGGUAUUGAGCGCGGCGUUGAUUAUGGAGGGGUAUGAUGUCGUCGUGAUAGCCUCGUUCUACGAGCACCCCGCCUUCCUUAACCGGUUUGGGAUAUACGACGAAACGGCGAAGCGGCGGCUUAUCCCCGCGCCGUGGCAGUCUGGCCUGGGCAACGGGUCCUCGGUGGGGGGGAUUAUAGGGCUGAUGAUCAACGGGUGGGCGAGUGAGAAGUUUGGCCCGCGCAGGACAUACAUCGUCUCCAUGCUCGGCAUGAUCGUCUCCAUCUUCGGGCCGGUCUUUAGCAAGACUCUAGGCGCCCUCGUCGCAAGCGAGGUCAUCUGCGGGCUCUUCUGGGGCGUCUUCCAAACGCUGACCACGGCUUACGCAAGCGAGGUGUGCCCUAUUGCGCUGCGGCACUACCUCACGGCGUACAUCAACAUGUGCUGGGGCAUCGGCAUCUUCCUUUCCUCUGGCGUCGUCCGCGCGAGCAUCACCAUCGAGUCCGACUGGGGCUGGCGCCUCCCGUUCGUCAUCCAGUGGGUGUGGCCCGUCCCGCUCAUCCUCGGGGCCUAUUUCGCGCCAGAGAGCCCGUGGUGGCUCGUCCGGCAGGGGAGACACGCCGAUGCAGAAAAGUCAGUACGACGGCUGACGAACCAUGAGCUGUACUCGGAAGAAGACGCGAAGCGGUCCGUGGCGAACAUGAUCCACACGACGGCGAUCGAGCGCGAGAUGCAGGCGGGGACGUCGUACCUGCAGUGCUUCAGCGGGAUCGACCGGCGCCGGACCGAGAUCGCGAUGAUGGUGUUUGCGAUCCAGCUGCUCAGCGGGGAGAACCUGAUUGGGCAGGGUGUGCAAUUCUUCGUGCAAGCAGGCCUCGGCCAGACCGCGGCCUUCGACGUCAACCUGGCGUUGAACUCGAUGUUCAUCAUCGGCACCGUUGCCUCCUGGUUCAUCCUCGCGCGGGUGGGCAGACGGGCGCUGUACAUCUCCGGGCUGGCCGCCAUGGCGGUCGUUCUGGCGAUCAUCGGCGCGCUGGGGUUCCACCCAUCAGAAGGCGCCAAGUGGGCCUCGGGGGGCCUGCUCAUCGCGCUCAACUUUGUGUACAACGCGACGCUCGGCGCGGGGUGCUACGUCAUCAUCGCGGAGGUCGGGUCGACGCGGCUGCGGGCGAAGACGAUCGUGCUCGCGCGCUGCGCGUACCAGGUGAUGAACAUCAUCUGCGGGAUCAUCGUGCCGCGCAUGCUCAGCCCCGCGGCGUGGAACUGGGGCCCGAAGAGCGGCAUAUUCUGGUUCGUGUUCGCGACGCUUAGCGCGGUGUACUGCUGGUUCCGCCUCCCAGAGACGGCGAACCGCUCGUACGGCGAGCUCGACGUGCUCUUCGAAAAUAGGGUCCCCGCGUGGCGCUUCAAGAGCGCGAAGGUCGACCAAUUCGACGCCGCCGGCAGCCGAUCACGCGACGAGAAGGCGAGCGAGAGCCACGAGGAAGCCAAAUGA
This is a messenger RNA of Mycena indigotica, 2055 nucleotides long. RefSeq names its product Maltose permease. Gene Ontology annotation, cellular component: membrane. Lineage: Eukaryota; Fungi; Basidiomycota; Agaricomycetes; Agaricales; Mycenaceae. The transcript has 7 exons. Gene Ontology annotation, biological process: carbohydrate transport; transmembrane transport. Gene Ontology annotation, molecular function: carbohydrate:proton symporter activity. The coding region runs from base 67 to 2055 and encodes 662 amino acids. The record is from RefSeq and is a predicted model, not a curated record.